AUGGUCAGAAGCUCUUUUAGCUUCGUUGUCAGUCGGGUUAAGUCUCUUAGAUUUCUUAUACCUUGUCUUUUAUCCUGUUCUGUUUCGGUGGUGGGUCAAUACUCGAGUCUUGGUUGUGAGAUCUUGAGAUCUGGCUUGAUGAGGUUACGGCUUCGGCUUCGGCUCUGGUCUUUCACCGAAGCUUCACUCCUUUCGUCGAGUUCGAUGGCUAGCGAGUGUAUCGGUGGAGCGGCUACUCGGCUGGUGGUUCAGAGGUCCAUACCCUUAUGCGAGGUAAGUCAGUUUAUAGACCUUCUUGCUUUGUUGUUCCCUGUCUUGAUCUUGUGGGAGUAUCUCGUUGGCUAG
This is a messenger RNA of Arabis nemorensis, 345 nucleotides long. The record is from the annotation of a GenBank genome assembly. Lineage: Eukaryota; Viridiplantae; Streptophyta; Magnoliopsida; Brassicales; Brassicaceae.